Molecule: messenger RNA, 681 nt
Organism: Aspergillus melleus
Lineage: Eukaryota; Fungi; Ascomycota; Eurotiomycetes; Eurotiales; Aspergillaceae
Product: flavin reductase family protein
Exons: 2
Coding region: 1-681 (226 amino acids)
Molecular function (GO): FMN binding
Source: RefSeq, a predicted model, not a curated record
AUGUUUUACGAGCCCGGCGUGACCGAACACAACCUGCCGCGGGAUCCUUUCAAGGCCUGUGUCAUUCCGCGACCGAUCGGGUGGAUCUCGACGCAGAGCAAAGACGGCCAAGCCAACCUGGCGCCGUACUCGCAAUUCAACAAUCUCACGUUUGACCCGCCGUACGUGAUAUUCUCGUCCAACCAGACGGCCGAAGGCAGCCGCAAAGACACGGUGGUCAACGCCGAGGCGACGGGCGAAUUCGUCUGGAACCUGGCCACCUGGGAUCUGCGCGAGGCGGUCAACGUCUCGGCCCAGCAGUUCCCCUACGGAGUCGACGAGUUCGAGCGGGCGGGGGUGCACAAGGAGGCCGCCCGACUGGUCCAGGUGCCCAUGGUGGAAGAGUCCCCGGUCAAGUUCGAGUGUCGCUACCACUCCACCGUGCGGCUGCCCGGCAAUCCGCCCAUGGGCACGGUGGACGUGAUUAUCGCGCGGGUGGUGGCGGUCCAUAUCAAGGACGAGGUGCUGACGGACGGUAUCUUGGACGUGCGCAAGACGCAGCCGAUCGCGCGAUGCGGGUACUACCAGUACGCGGUGGUGCGCGACACGUUUGACAUGCAGAUUCCGGGCAUGGGGGAGGUCAUGUUCGGGCUGGAAGGCAACGCACGGAAGAACCGCGAGUUCGGCGAUAAAACCGAAUGA